Molecule: messenger RNA, 2562 nt
Organism: Peronospora farinosa
Lineage: Eukaryota; Oomycota; Peronosporomycetes; Peronosporales; Peronosporaceae
Source: the annotation of a GenBank genome assembly
AUGGACCCGCAUCACGCCUACAUGGAAAUGGUGGCACUGGACAAGCAGCUGCGGGAUUUAUUACGUGCUAAUCCAUUAAACGUCCAAGACGCCAACGUACUACGUCGUCAGCUCAUGGAUGCUGUCAUACAAAUGAUUGACACUCAUAUAGAAUUCGCAGUAUCGAAAGAAGUUGAACUGGCACUUUGGAAACCCUGUUUCUAUCGACGUAUCGAAGAUUUUCGUCGUCGUAUCCGUAAAUACGCGGCGACAGCGCAGACGGACCGCAAUGUGCGUGAGCAUUUUGCGCGUGUGUCUAGCGAGUUCCAGCAGUUUUUAACUGAGGCGUCGGCCUUUUACACGUAUUUGAGCAAUGUAUUUGCCUCGUGGCUGCAGCAAAAUCAGCCGGGAGCUGCUAUUGCAGAGGGUAGCGACGUCGCCAUCAACGUCGUACGCUGUCGUCAAAGUUUGCACCGCUGCUAUGUCUUCUUAGGAGACUUGGCGCGAUACCGUGAGCUGCACAGUCAAAAGAUCAAAAAGAACUUUGCAGCGGCUGAGGCACUGUACCAUCGUGCAUUGGCGGUACUACCCGAGAAUGGCAAUCCGCACAACCAGUUGGCGGUGCUGGCGACUUAUGUGGAAGCAGAGACGGUAGCGGUGUAUCACUAUUGCAGGAGUUUGCUGACAUCGCAGCCUUUCACGACGGCGGAGGAGAAUCUUGCACUGCUCUUUGAGCGCACUCGUCAGCGUCCAUUGGCUGCACCGAUUACAUUGAAGACAUCGUCUCCGUUGUCAAGGGAAAAAUCGGCGCUUUUGAAGAGCUACUUGCAUCGGCUCACACGAAUGCAUGGCAUCUUGUUCGCUCUCUCGUCGCCUCAUGGAUCUCUUACAGCUAUGCCGGGCAGAGCCAGCAGCAACGACUUGACGGCACCAAUGUACCCGCGUGAUAUGGAGGCAGUUCUGUUUAAGGACAUGCAGGUAUUGUUACAUGCAGGUGUGUUGGGAGACGCAUUGCUGCUAAAGAUUGUAGUGACGAACAUCUUUUGCCUCAUUCGCGCCUCGGACUCUCGCUCCCAGUCAGCACCCAUCGAGGAUGCUCUUCGUCUCUCUAUUCGUACGAUCACUUGUGUUAUGGAGUUUCUUUUGGAUAGCUUGAACAACAAGCCGAAGACGGAGGCAAGUGGUAAAGCUUUGGCGCUUUUGACGCUGCGACUUUUAGGGCCCGUUGCGAUUUUUUGUGACUACUUGAAGCUGCAUCCAAAUAUGCUGGAGCAACUAGAACAGCUUUUGGUGCAUCGUCCGAAGAAGCUAUUCAGCGAAGUGACAACAAAUGACCAAGGAGCCGGCGCAGACCAGUUUGCUUUCGUUUUUCUUGAAACUUUGGCAAAACUUGUGAACCAUGCACGUAUUCGCGAGUUAUGUGCUCUGUUAGUGUCAAAUGCUGGUCAGCACAAUGAUGACGGUCUGCCAUUAACUGUUUGCACACAACAGCAUUUGCUGAAAGAGAACCUCGAGCUUCGAGGAUUUGCACCACUUGAGGAGGAUAAUACUGCGUCCACAUGGCAGGACGAAUGGGCGGUGCAAUCUUCGGCCACUGGAGAAAAUAGUGCCUCACAAGUGACACCAUUACCGGACGAUGAGGCAGCCAAAAUUCGUGCAUGGAGACUGUAUCACUUCGCGCGGUAUUUAUGCGACGGCUACGAAGGGAAUCCGUUGCUUUUUUAUAGUGCAUCAGGGCAAUUUACGACGUCGCCUUUGGCUGAAAAGGGAGUAUUUCAGCAGGAUAGUGAAACGGCGGAUGGAUUAGCUUCGCUAAACCUCGGGUUUCUGUCGACCGACAACAUUAUACAGCAGCAAACACAAGCAAAGGAAGCUUUUCGCAAUGAGUAUCAAUCUGGUUCUGGCGUGGAUGAUGAGGAUGACAAUUUUGACGACGAGGUGAUCGUUUUCAGGCCGUCGCCAGCGCUAAGAGGGAUGUCAGGGAACGAGCCGACCAAGCAACACAGCGGAUAUGCGACCACUGUGCCUUCUUCAUUGGAUACUUUGUCUGGUGGCGGUACCUUCAGUCUCCGAGCUCCAAGCCCAAUUUCACCAUCAGACGGCCAGGGUGCAAGCGUUAGCAGCCAGAGUAAUGCAUUUGGCUCUGGCCACGGUUCGUUUGGUUCAUCACUUGGCUACCCUAGCUUUGAUACAUUCAAUGGUGUUGGCAGCUUGGAAAGAGGUCUGGGCUUAGGUCUGGGCUUGCCAUUCCGCAGCCUGGACACGGGGUUUAUGACGUCAUCAAUCACCUCUGGAGGAACCAGUGAUGCGCAGAGCCAUGGGUUUAGCAGCCGCGUUGGUGACAAUCGUCCCUUUGCUCCUAUGACUGAGUUGGCAGCUGUAGAGCGUGAGUCGGCCUUGUACCAGCAAAGGACUUCGAGCUUGAGUGCGUUUUUGAGUGCCUCGACGCCGGCGAGCCAGGCUGAGACACAUAGCCCAUCGUCUCCACGGAUGCCAGCCCGCCCACCUCCAGGUUUUGCUGCUGCUUCGAUGGGAGGCCAGCAGGAGCAGCAGCUUGCGUCGAAGCUUUUGUUCAAUCCGUAA